Messenger RNA from Trichoderma reesei QM6a, 1784 nucleotides. RefSeq lists its product as uncharacterized. The record is from RefSeq and is a predicted model, not a curated record. Gene Ontology annotation, biological process: regulation of transcription by RNA polymerase II. NCBI's taxonomy places the organism in Eukaryota, Fungi, Ascomycota, Sordariomycetes, Hypocreales, Hypocreaceae. Gene Ontology annotation, molecular function: zinc ion binding; DNA-binding transcription activator activity, RNA polymerase II-specific. The coding region runs from base 393 to 1784 and encodes 463 amino acids. The transcript is spliced from 5 exons.
GCUCCGUUCCAGCUCCGGCUAGAAUCAAUUACUACAUGGUACCCACGCCGCCGACUCUCAAAACGACCAGCUUCACACUUCCCUCUAAUACUGCAUGUGAUGAUCAAGACCAGACGGUAAACAGCUUCACUUUUGCUCAGCCGUCUGCUCCUCCGCCCGCCGCAUCUUGUUGCCUACCUACCUUAGCUCUCACGACUCUUACGCGAGCGCCGAGACCGAGACCGACUGUGUCUGCGCGCCAAUCACGGGCCCAGCGUAUAUGUCACCACCGUCCUCUCCCGAGCAGACUGCGUGGGGCCGCACAGGAGUCACCCGGCGACCGAAUCCGUAACGACGUGCGUCUACCUUGCCGAGAGGCCCUUUUACGCCCUUUCCUUUGACCGUCGCCCGCCAUGGAUCUGCAAUCCUUUGACAACGACAUCAUGUCGUUCCCCGACCCCUCUGAAUUCGACUAUGCCGCCUUUCUGCAGGCCGACGACGUGGGCUUCACGGAUCCGAUGCAGGGUCAAUCAGCAGCGUCUCUCUCGGGCUCUUCAGGAGAAGGAAUGCACACGCCGCCUGAUCCCGGCGCGAGGGGUCUGUCGGGCAACGGCGACAACGGCAACCCCCUCGACCUGAGCCUCCGCCGCUUGCCGGAACAAGGCAGGCUGCGGCUAGAGAGGAGAGGCCACACCAAGAGCCGCCGGGGAUGCUACAACUGCAAGAGGAGGCGCAUCAAGUGCCAAGAGACACAUCCAGCCUGCGGCCACUGUCUUAAGACAGGCCUGAAGUGCGAAUAUCCCGCCUCGCCCCAGAUUACCCAUCAGCAGCCUCACAACCAGAUACCCCUCUUCAGCUUGCAGGAUAUGCGAUGUUUCCAAUACUUUUUGACCCAAUGCUACCCCCACCAUCCGCUGAAGCAGGAGGAGAUCUGGACCCAUGAGAUUCCAAGCAUAGCACAUAACCAUGAAUUCCUUAUGCACGCCAUCCUGGGCUACGCAGCGUCUGAGUUGAUGCAUACUGACAGCAGCCUUGCUCCUGUGGCCAUGGGGCACCGCAUAAAGGCCGUCAAGGCGAUCAAGAAGCGAUUGAUGGAGACGUCAAAGAUGGACACGAAUUUCGAGGAGGCCAAUGCCCUGGUCGCCACGUGCUUUGCAUUGACUUUCCAAUCUGUCAGCCUUGAAGAUGGGUUGGCCGAGUACAUGACGUUUAUCCGCGGCAUUGUCAUUGUGGGGAUGCAGAUGAUGUUCAAGAGCAUCAAACCCCUCUUCAGCAAUCUGUUUGAAACAAACAGCGAUGAUGUCCUCGCCCCAUAUAUGGAGGGAUUGCCGCUGAUCCAGAGAGGAUGGGCGGAGGCAGCCAUUGAAGCCAUUACGAACCUGCGUCCCCUGUGUACGCGGCAAGUCGAAAUCGAGUACCACGAGCAUCUCAUGACGGUUUCGUCCCGUCUUCUCACAAACUCGUUUGAUGCAUACAAGGCAAAUUCGAGACUAUAUGCAUGGUGGAUGCUGAUGCCUCAUGCCUCGUUUCAAGAUCUCAUCAACGCCAACAACCAAGUCAUUAUUCUGUUGCAUUCUCAUUGGAUUGGGCUGUCACAGAUCAUGGCAUUCAUCAACGAGCAAGAGUAUGCGGUGCGAGAGAAGCAUCCUGCUCGACAAGAGAACCGCAUCGAUCCUGGCUUCAUCCGAUGGCUCAAACACCUCAACGCGCGAGUGGAUCAUGAACAUCAAAGGUUCAACCAGUGGCCGAUGUGGGUGGAUGAACAACUGGACAACGACAUUACCUUUUUCGGAAAGCGUCUGUAG